Candidula unifasciata is the source of this 2019-nucleotide messenger RNA. The record is from the annotation of a GenBank genome assembly. Lineage: Eukaryota; Metazoa; Mollusca; Gastropoda; Stylommatophora; Geomitridae.
AUGCAGGAGGUGAACGUGAGAGUUGCAGUACGGGUGAGGCCCCUGCUGACCAAAGAAAAGCUGAGUGGGGAGCAGAUGUGUGUCCGUCCGGGAUCAAACCAGAACCAGCUUAUUUUAGGGACAGACAGGUCAUUCACUUUUGACCACAUCUUUUUCAGCAAAGCCCAGCAGGAAGAUGUCUACAAACUGUGUGUUGAGCCACUGGUAGUAAGCCUUUUUGAUGGAUACAAUGCCACAGUCUUUGCCUAUGGACAAACGGGCUCAGGCAAGACAUACACUAUUGGUGGAGGGGACAUAACUACACUGACAGAGGAAGAAUAUGGGAUUAUACCUCGUGCUAUCACCCACAUGUUCAAGAUCAUGAAGGAAAAUAAAACAAAGACCUUUACAGUAAACGUUUCAUAUAUUGAAAUCUACAUGGAGGAGCUGCGAGAUCUGUUGUCUCUGGACACACCUGCAAAAGAUCUCCAUGUUCGUGAGGACAACAAAGGAAACACAGUUAUAGUUGGUGCUCGAGAAGUGCAGUGUGAGAGCCUGGACGAGGUCAUGUCUCUGCUAGAAUCCGGCUCUGCAGCCAGGCACACAGGGUCGACACAGAUGAACGAACAGUCCAGUCGGUCACAUUCCAUAUUUACUGUUGUUAUUGGUCAGAAUUGGUCAGAACCAGAUCCAGUCAAAGACACAAAGGUCAGACAGCAAAGUGUCAAUAACCUUUAUGGAUUGGAGGAAGAUGAUAUGAGCCAUUAUAUGAGUGGUAAAUUUCAUUUUGUUGAUCUGGCCGGGUCAGAAAGAGCACACAAGACUGGAAACAUAGGAGAUAGGUUUAAGGAAUCGAUUCACAUCAAUUCUGGUUUGCUAUCACUGGGCAAUGUUAUCAGUGCUUUAGGAGAUGUCAAGAAAAAGUCAACACACAUUCCCUACCGGGAGUCCAAGAUCACCAGACUGUUAAAAGAUUCACUUGGUGGAAAUGCCAAAACUUUAAUGAUCUGCUGUAUCAGCCCUGCCUCCUCUAGCUUUGAUGAAUCUCUGAAUUCACUCAAGUAUGCCAACAGAGCGAAGAACAUCAAAAAUAAACCAAUUAUCAACAGAGAUAUCCAGUCUAUCCGCUUUGAGGAGAUGCAAUGUGAAAUUAAGGCACUGCGAGAGGAACUGGCCAGGCAGAAAACAACAGUGAGUCUGUAUGCAGACAUGGAAGGAUUGCCAGAUACAGGGCAUAUCAGAGAGCUUGAGGACAAAGUUGCCAGACUUCAGACAGAAUGUGGUCACUACAGAAUGGUUGCAGAGCAGGCCUACAAACAUAUCAUGGAGAUUCAGGAGAAAGAGAUUCUGUCUAAAAGUCAGAAUGUACGGCUGAGAGAUUGGAUGGAGUUGUUGGAGGAGCUGAAGAGUACCAUGCCCAUGAAUGUCAGCCCAGAGGAGAUGCAGAAUGGAAUGAUCAAGGAACUACAGCAAGAACUUCAAAAGUGCCGUACUCAUCUUGAAAGUGAUGAAAAGAUUUUUGCCGAAAAGUCUCGUGAAAUGAAUCAGUUACACGAUACUAUCAAGGAGUUUGAGAAAUCUGCCAGUUUGAUGGAGUCACAGCUGCAUGAAGAAAUGAUGAAGUGCCAACAGCAAGCUGAGCAACUGAUUUCACAGCAGAUUAGGAUAGACGAGCUGGAGGCUGCCCUGAAGAUGACAGCACUACAGGACAGCAGUCUAGAUGAGACAUCUUCACUUCCACUAGCAUUGACUUCCACAGGAGGUAUCUCGGGAAGACGACCAAAGUCAGUGCCUGCUCAUGUGUAUAAGGCACAGGAAGAUGGUAGCCGGCUUCGUCCAGCCUCCCGACUGAUCAAAACAAGCCCUGCUCACUUCACUCUGGAGCGAGUCAUGCAAAGCUUCAGGGCCAGGAGUCAGCUGUUGAUCAGCAGGCUGGAAGAUGAGGAUGAUGUUCUUCAUCAGACUUUUAGUGAUGACGAAGAUGAGGAGAAGGAGGAAGAGAAUAUUUCACCAGAACAAAAUGGGGAGUUUGGAAAGUAC